AUGUCAAGUUCCCAUGACAGGGCUGCUGAUAAUAAGUUAGUGGAUCAAUUACUGGCUAUUGUAGUGGCCAAGUACGGGGCUCAGCUGGAUCCAUUACACUUAAAUGACACCGUGGCUACUUAUGAUAGGCAACUUAGUCACAUUACAGUACACGCCGGGGAACGUGAAGCAAGAUUAAGCGAGGGCAUAAUAACGGGACUAAAAACCUUACGACGAUCGGGUGAUAGUACACUGGACAUUGAACAAGGUCAGAUUAAUUUGCAAUUCGGCGACACUGGACUACAUGUGCAGUAUAAAUGUGACCUGGAUGUUAUGGGCAUAAAGACAUCGGGCAUAUUAGGUGCAGAUGUGGGCGACAUAGGAGUUGUUGUUAAUGUCGAGGCUGACAGCACCGGUAGGUUUCACAUCAAGGACUUUACGGUGGAUGAGCUGACAGACGUUAGGGUCGACUUCAAGGGCUCUAUCGAGCAGUUGGAUGAAGUCAUUGAUGUUUUCGGUGAUGUGUUUAUCGAGAUAUUUAAUCCGGUGGCCAGGGGUCUGAUUAGCUGGAUACUCAGGGACCUGGUUGAUAAGGAGUUGCGAAAUAUUACAAUACCUAUUGAUAAUUGA
Oppiella nova is the source of this 609-nucleotide messenger RNA. NCBI's taxonomy places the organism in Eukaryota, Metazoa, Arthropoda, Arachnida, Sarcoptiformes, Oppiidae. The record is from the annotation of a GenBank genome assembly.